This is a messenger RNA of Clonostachys solani, 882 nucleotides long. NCBI's taxonomy places the organism in Eukaryota, Fungi, Ascomycota, Sordariomycetes, Hypocreales, Bionectriaceae. The record is from the annotation of a GenBank genome assembly.
AUGGCUUCCAACAGUGUUCACGUCACCAACAUCGCUUCCGCGACCAGCGAUAGCGAGAUCAAGGACUUCUUCAGCUUCUGCGGAAAGAUCACCGACAUCAAGGUUACAACUGAAGGCGAGACCAAAUCCGCCAACGUUAGCUUCGAGAAGGAGACUGCCGCCAAGACUGCCCUUCUCUUGAACAACACCCAGCUCGGUUCCAGCCACAUCUCCGUCACAAGCCCCACCGGCAGCGUUGAGGACGAUGGCUCGCAUUUCACCAAGAACGCAGACCGAGACUCGGACGAGAUCACUCAAGAAGAGAAGCCCCGCGCACGCAUUCUCGCCGAGUACCUCGCACAAGGCUACGUAGUCGGUGACGCCGCGAUCCAGCGCGCCCUUGAGCUCGACAACACCCACGGCGUUUCGAGCCGCUUCCUCAACACCAUCCAGACUCUGGACCAGAAGUACCACGCCACCGACCGCGCCAAGGCCACUGACCAGACCUACGGUCUCUCCAACAGGGCCAGCAACCUUUUCUUCGGCCUAAACUCGUACUUCGAGAAGGCCACCAACACCCCAACUGGCAAGAAGCUCGCCAAGUUCUACGAAGAUGGUCAGAAGCAGGUACAGGAGGUCCACACCGAGGCCAGGCGUCUAGCCGACCUGAAGAAGGACCAGCACGGCGGCAGUGCCUACAAGGCUUCCGGUCUCGAGAGGGUAUUCGGAAAGGAGAAGGAGCCCGAGGUGAAGCACGCUGACCCCGCGACCGCGCCCGCAGGGGACUUUGCCCCUCCUCCUACUGCCCCUCCUGCCACCGGCACCACAAACCCCACGCAGAUCAACCCCAACGACCCCAUUCCUCCGGUCAAGGCGACGGACGAGAAGACUUAUCUGGCGUAA